This is a messenger RNA of Rotaria socialis, 483 nucleotides long. NCBI's taxonomy places the organism in Eukaryota, Metazoa, Rotifera, Eurotatoria, Philodinida, Philodinidae. The record is from the annotation of a GenBank genome assembly.
AUGGCAUUCAAGUUAGCUAUAAUCGGAUCAUCGACAAUCCUUAUCAGCGUUGCAACAUACAAAUAUAUGUUAAAACCAAGUCCAAGUAUCUAUAGUGAAAAACCUUUUUUUGAAGAAGCUCUGACAUUGACUCGUGGCUAUAAGCCAAUUAAAGACAAACUAGUCGAACCAAUUAAACCACUUAAAAUAGAUACAUCGAAUGAAUUCAAUACUCUUACACUUCUUGGAGCACAAGUUCAAAUUCCUGUUCGAGGUGCUCAACGAUCAGGCACUGUGUAUUGUUAUGCAACACGCGAUUCAUUAGAUGAUGAAUGGCACGUAGAUAAACUAGAAUUCAAACCGAAUAGUCAACCGAAUCGUUAUCUCUUCUAUAACCGAUCUCUACGACGUGUACCAACACCAAUUGAACAAGAAUAUAUUAACUAUAAGAAAGAAAUUGAAGAAAAAAAAGCAAAAGAAUCAACUACACCAGCUUCGGCGUAG